AUGGAAGCAUAUUUUGCAGAUUCAUUUGCAAAGCUWACUGAGAAAGUGAAACUGCAAUGCAUAUAUCCAAAAAAAGCUGUGAAAAUGCAAACAUCCUGGAUGAAACCUAAUGUAACUCAUAAAGAAAAACAUCCAAUUUGUGGCACACAUAUCACAGACAAAUACAAUAAAAGAAUUUAUUUUGGAAAUAGGGACAAGUCCUUAUCCUUCAUCAAGAGCACUGUGAAAGAUGAUGAUGCUUUUGAAGUGUCUGAGAAACAAAAUAAUCCCAUGUUUACUGAGCCAGAAGGAAAUGUUGCUUUUACUUGCCCUUAAAAAAUUGGAGAUUCAGCACAGUGAGCAAUGUGGGAAAGGAUUAAAGCAGAUAUUAUCUGRGUAGGUAUUAUCAUUCUGUGCAACUCAUCAGGAAAGCAGAGUUUUGGUUCAGAUUUCAAAGGACGUACACCAGUGGAUUGUUCUGAUCAGGAAAACUCCAGGAUUGUCUUUCAAAACAUUAGAGCCUCUGACUCUUCAAUGUUCUGCCCUGUAGCUGCAGGGAGAAACAAAAACUAUGUGAUGAGUUUUACAGUGGCUGAACGUCCCCUGGUGAAGCUUGAGGGAGUCUCUUGUCCUGUCACUGKUUUCCUGGGAAAAGAGACCAAUCCUCAUUUUCAGGUGGUUUUAGAGACUGACAGGGUCUCCUCUGAUCCUCCUUUUCUCCAGGAUAAACCACCCCAGCUCCUUCAGCUGCCCUCAUACAAUUUACAAGAAGGAGAUGCUUUGGAAGGAGAGCAACUGCCUGUGUUUGCAGGAAGAGAUGGGCGUUCUCCCAAAGAAGGCACGAGGAGAAUUCCCCAUCAGCACACUUUUAUGCUGAUUUAUAUUUAUACCAAUUGUAUUUAUUACAAUCAUAUUUUACCAACUUGGGAUCACAAAUGGCUUAGUGUCUACAUAACUGAAGGGAUUUCUACUACUGUUUUGCUGUUAGAUUUCCUACUGAUCUUCUGCAUCACCAUUGCUUAUCACAAAAACCUCCUGCUAACAGUUAUGGAAGAUCCAAUUUUCAUGGCAUACACAGCAGAGAAAGGAGAAGAAUCAUCGCUCCAGCAGACAGAGGAGAUUUACGUCAACUGCAAAAACGUCUCACACAAACAUAAGAAAAGACCAUUAGGUUCUUUCUUAAGAAUGAAGUACCCAGAGCACAGGCCUUUCAUUUGCAGCACAGACUUUAUUUUCUCUGUGCUGGCAAGACGUGGAAGGUCAAACUGGCUGUGCUGGGCAGCACCUGGGCUGCUUUAG
Messenger RNA from Malurus melanocephalus (red-backed fairy wren), 1278 nucleotides. RefSeq names its product CD226 molecule (gene CD226). Gene Ontology annotation, cellular component: external side of plasma membrane. The record is from RefSeq and is a predicted model, not a curated record. Lineage: Eukaryota; Metazoa; Chordata; Aves; Passeriformes; Maluridae. Gene Ontology annotation, biological process: positive regulation of Fc receptor mediated stimulatory signaling pathway; positive regulation of mast cell activation; positive regulation of natural killer cell mediated cytotoxicity directed against tumor cell target.